CAUCAUCAAUUCAUCAUCAUCAAAAUUCUCACAAGUCAGAAACCAAACACACAGAAGAGAGAGAGAGAGAGAGAGAAACAGCGGAUACAAAUUUCUAUCGACUGUCACGAGAACAAUGGAUAUCUGUAUGGACAAGGAGCCAGAUGGUGUGGUGGUCUAUGCAAACGGUGAUUCGUGUAAUCUAAACCAAGAAAAUGUUUCUGUAUUGCCUCCCUUAGAUUCAGAGUCAUGUGAUGAAGCUAAUGGAAACACAGAACACCUAUUCACAGAAGAAAACGCCACAGAAGUAAAAGAAUACGACGUUAAAGAAUGUACCAAUGAAAUUCCAGUUACUAAGCCAUUGGAAGAUGGCAACAUCGAUAUAGCUGCGUUGGCAAAGGAUGCUAAAGCUGUAAAUAAGUCGGUGUUGCCUGCGAAACACGGUUCAAAAUCGGGUCGUGGGAGUAACAAAAUAAGGAGCACUGUUCCACAACCCUUUGCUUUAGCUACUGAGAAGCGUGCUUCAUCUAGUAAAGUGCAAAAUCAGGCGACAAAGGUACCUAGGAAACCAUUGCAGCCAAAAAACAAGAAGCUUUCUGAUGAGGAAGAUUCUUGCUCUGUUGCUUCUUAUGCCACGUCGGCUGCAAAGUCUUCUAAAUCAAGAACCAUUGUCAUCGCAGCUCCUUCGUUUCGAUCCACUGAACGUGCAGAGAAGCGGAAGGAGUUCUAUACAAAAUUGGAGGAGAAACACCAAGCCAUGGAGGCCGAGAAAACGCAGAGUGAAGCGAGGAACAAGGAAGAAAACGAUGCAGCGUUAAGGAAGUUAAGAAAGAGUUUAAUGUUCAAAGCAAACCCAAUGCCAAACUUUUACCAUGAAGGGCCUCCUCCAAAGGUUGAACUUAAGAAGGUACUAACACACAAGCCUCCUCCAACUCGAGCAAAGUCACCAAAACUAGGACGCAGAGCAAAAGGAGCUUCGAGGCGGCAUGAAACUCGAAAGCCACUAGUGAUAUCUAAAGAAGACUUUGAUGAUGAAACCACACAGAACUCUGACCAGAUAAACCGAAAUUUGGAACCGGAGACCGCUUUUGCAUGCUAAAGAGAACAGAGUGUUAUGUGUUCAAUUGUGAGAAUGUGUGUGGUGGAUGCUUGUGUUUUUUUUUUAUAUUUAACUUAUUAUUUGAAGUGUAAAUGUGUGUAAUUUAAUGUAAUUUAUGUUGUGUUUAUGAAUGUGUGUACACAUAGAAGUAAGAAUCUUUCAUGUUUGGAUUGUUAUAACGAAUCUUUUGUUCAUAAUCAUUUGUAAGACUCGAAGCGGACUUUUACC
Messenger RNA from Eutrema salsugineum, 1306 nucleotides. Its product is annotated as protein WVD2-like 3. Gene Ontology annotation, biological process: microtubule cytoskeleton organization. The transcript has 7 exons. NCBI's taxonomy places the organism in Eukaryota, Viridiplantae, Streptophyta, Magnoliopsida, Brassicales, Brassicaceae. Bases 116 to 1078 code for a protein of 320 amino acids. The record is from RefSeq and is a predicted model, not a curated record. Gene Ontology annotation, molecular function: microtubule binding.